AUGCCAGGUCUCCUGGCUCUAGCCGGCUUAUUCCUGGUGCUCGUCAUCCCCGGUGCCAGGUCAGAGUCAGCAGAGCUGAGGUUCCUCGGCCAGACGGAGUUUGUGGUCAAUGAGAGCAGCAGAGCCAUCGUACGUCUGGUGGUUGAGCGGGUCGGAGCCCCUGUCAACGUCACUGCUCUAGUCCUGCUGCAGGGUGAGGACACCGGAGACUUCGAGGCCACCACUGCAGCUGCUUUCCUGCUGUCCUCCGAGUCAAGCAAAACCAUUUUCAUCGCCGUGAAAGACGAUGAUCUACCUGAAGCCGAUGAGACCUUUGUGUUCAACCUACAACUCCAGAGCUCAUCGAAUGGUGUGACAGUGGGCACUCCGAACAUUGCCAGGAUUACCAUCUUGUCUAAUGACAAUGCCUUCGGAAUAAUAUCCUUUAACUCUACUGGCCUGAUCACUGUGGAGGAGCCGAAGGGUAGAAACCAGUACGUGCCUCUUACACUCAUCAGAGAAAAAGGAACUUAUGGAACAGUAACUGUGAAUUUUGUGAUUACUGGAGGCCCAAACCCAGCCAGUGAUGAUCUGAGUCCUGACAGAGGAAACAUCACUAUUCCUCCUGGUCGAGCAGUCGUGGUAUUCAGCAUACUAAUAGAAGAUGAUUUGGUUCCAGAAGAUGACGAGAUCUUCACAGUGCUGUUGACAGGGGUAGAAGGAGGCGCUUUACUGAACCCCAACCACACCAGUGUGCAGAUCAAAAUCCUAAGUAACGAUGCCCCCGUGCGCUUCCUGCAACCCUCCAUCGGUGUUCCAGAAAGUGCCGGUGUCAUCAAUCUCACAGUUACCCGCGGCAAAACCGACGAAGGCUUUCUGAUUGGCUCCGAUGAUCGUGAAGUGUCCGUGGCGUACACUGUAAUCACUGGGAACGGAGCAGCCAGUGCAGCACUACUGGAGGACUUCUUGGACCUACAGGUUAAGAAGAUCGUGGUUUUUCCUCCGGGCAUUCAUGAAGCAGUGCUGCGGUUUAGCAUAGUAGAUGACAGACUUCCAGAAAUCGCAGAGUCCUUUCAGGUUGUUCUUUUGGAGGAGACACUGCUGGGAAAUGCAGUGCUGGUGUCACCUAGCGUGGUGCAGGUGACCAUUGAGCCUAAUGAUAAGCCUCAUGGGGUGCUGUCCAUCAUCAGUCCUCCCCCAACACAACCCAUCAUUAUAAACGAAGACACGACUACAAGAUUUGAAGGCAUCACCAUUGUGAGAAACGGAGGAACUCACGGCUCAGUCUCUGUCAACUGGACCAUAAUCCGAAAUUCCACAGACAAGGCCCCUGUCUCAAGUGACCUAUCCCCAGUCUUUGGAACAUUGAGAUUUGCAGAGGGGCAAAUGAGUGCCAUCCUAACAUUAAAUAUCAGUCAGGAUGAUCUCCCUGAAGAGGCAGAGGCCUUCCUACUUAGACUGAUUGCUAGCUCUGUUCAGGGUGGGGCGGAAGUAGAUGAGCCCAUGGAGAUGGUGUUCUACAUCCAAGACAGCGACGACGUCUACGGUCGAUUCGGUUUUCAUUCAGCUGAAAGACAGAGCAUACAGAGCCAGCCUGAGGGGAGAUUCCUCUCCCUUAGCUUUCUUCGUGAAGGGGGCACUCUGGGAGAAGUGCGUCUGGUGUUUACAGCCCUUUACAUUCCUGUAGGAUCCCUGGACCCAGCUAGAGCUCGGGAUGGGGUCUUGAACGGUACCAGUGCCAACAGCUUGUUGUUCAGUUCGGGUCAGUCGAGAGUGCAGUUAAUCCUGCCCAUACGUAAUGAUGCAUUCCUGCAGAACGGAGCCCACUUUUUGAUACUGCUGGACAGUUUGCAGCUGGUGAACAUCACUCCUCCCAUCCCUUCUGUAAGCCCUCGCUUUGGAGGGGCUACCAACAUCUCCCUGGUUAUUACACCAGACAUUGCUAAUGGAGAGAUCGGCUUCACCAGUAACCAGACGGUGGUGGCAGUAGAACCAGAGGAAUCAAACACAAGCGUGAUCGUUCUUCCUCUGAGAAGAGAUGGGACAGAUGGGCGAGCCGUGGUCUUCUGGAGCGUCCGACCUGUCGGGGAGAACAGAGUCGAUGUUACUAGAGAUGACCUCUCGCCGUUUGCUGGUUCAGUCACGUUCCUGUCAGGGCAGAGUGAAGCGAACAUCACCAUCACUGUCAUGGCUGAUGAUGUUCCGGAGAUCAAUGAGACGGUCUUGCUCACUUUGGACAGGACCAAUGUGGAGAACCAGAUCCUGAAGCCUGGUUUCACCAGCCGAGAGAUCGUUAUACUGGAGAACGAUGACCCUGGUGGAGUCUUUGAGUUUUCGCCUGUGUCUAGAGGCCCCUGGUAUAUCAACGAGGGGGAGACAGUAGAGCUGAGGGUUAUCCGACAGCAAGGCCAGUUGCUGAACCAGCUGAUCCGAUACACCGUGACACCUUCUGGAAAUGAAGAUUUUUAUGGAGCCACAGGGAUUCUGGAGUUUCAGCCUGGAGAGAGGCAGGUGGUGGUGGCACUGGUUGCCCGGCCUGAUGGAAUUCCCGAGCUGGAUGAAUCGUUCGCUGUAAUCCUUAGCAGCCACAGCACCCCUGCUAGUCGCCUGGGUAACCGCAGACAGGUCAACAUCACUGUGCUUAAGAGUGAUGACCCCUUUGGAGUAAUCCAGUUCAUGCAGCUGGACCUCAAAUUCUCCAUCAAUGAAAGCAAAGGGAUGGAACUUCAUUCAGCAUCCUACCCCAUUGUCAGAGGGAAAGGCCGCUUUGGGAACGUCUCAGUCCACUGGAUUCUAGAGCCUGCCAAUUUAAGCGAUGUCAGCCCUGUGGAAGGGGAAGUCUUCUUUGCUGAUGGGGAGUAUCUAAAAAACCUGACCCUUUAUUCCAAGCCUGAUGAGGUGCCAGAAGCUGUUGAAAAAUUCAGCAUCACUCUUAUUAAUACAACUGGUGGUGCGAAGCUUGGAGAUGUUCUGAAAGCCACCUUGGAGAUUAACAAGAACGAUGAUCCCAUUUACUUUGCAGAACCAGUGAUACAGACUGUCAGAGAGGGUGAUGUGGCAAAUCUUACCAUUCUGAGGGCUGGGUUGGCAAGUUUUGUAGCCACGGUGAUGUAUCGGUUUGAGUUCGGAGGCACCUCAUUGGGAGACUUUGUCGCCGUGAGCAAUGAUUCGAUGCUGGUAUUUGACUAUGGUGAACGGAUGAAGAAUAUAUCGGUUGCUAUAAGGAACGACGACAUCCCGGAAACAGACGAGCCCUUUUACGUAGUUCUGUUCAAUGCUACAGGCGAUGCUGUGGUUUAUGGACAGGAUGCUGCCACUGUGGUGAUUGAAGCCAAUGAUGACGCCAAUGGGAUAUUCAGCCUGGAUGGCACUGAGAAGCCUGUAGAGGAGGGCAAGUCCAACAAUUUCUAUGUUAUUAGGGAACGAGGGCAUUUUGGCAACGUCACUGUGUUCUGGCAACUGUUUGUCAAUGACACUCCUCUCGAGCCCAGUCAGGAGUUUGUCAACACAUCUGGAUUUAUAGUUUUCACCAUGGGAGAGAAGACCAAGCCAAUAGUUCUGGAAGCCAUCUCUGACAAACUCCCAGAGUUCAACGAGCUGUUCCAGCUGCGGUUAAUAAACGUCUCAGGUGGGUAUCCUGGUGAAGGAGGCAAACUAUCCAUCAAGAACCUCAACGCCUCUGUCCUAAUCCCUUUCAACGAUGAUCCAUUUGGAGUGUUUGCCAUUGACGAGAACAACCUGGACCAAGAAGUAGCAGAGGACGUCCUAUCCGUGGAUGACAUGUCUUCAGUCACGUCCUUCACCAUCCUCCGCAAUCAGGGCACUUUUGGAGACGUCCGUGUGGCAUGGGAGAUCCUAUCAGAAGCUUUUCCUCUUGGUUUACCACCGAUGGAUGACUUUCUCCUGAUGGCCACGUUCCCUGAAUCCGUCAAGCUCCAACCCCAUGCCAGAAGGCACCAUUCUGGAACAGAUGCCUUCUUCUUCCCCGGCCUCCUCGGAGCUUACGGGACCAUUGGCGCAGAAGCCCAGCCAGAGGCCGUUCCUCACAGCCUGGUGAACUUUACCUUCUCGGCCUGGCUCAUGCCCAGACCCAACACGGAUGGGUUUAUUAUUUCAAAAGGCACCGCUAAUGGAGCUAUGUAUUACGGAGUGAAAGUCCAGACGAAUGAUUCCCAUGUUAGCGUGACGCUUCAUUACACGACCGUAGGAUCUAAUAGCACCCAGGUGGCAGGAGCUACGGCCAUGAGGUUUGUAGAAGAUAAUGUGUGGGUUCAUGUCAUCAUCGCAGUGGAAGAUGGAAUCAUUGAGUUUUAUUUGGAUGGGAGCCCGAUGCCUGGAGGAAUCAAGAGUCUGAAAGGAGAGGCCAUUAUGAACGAUGCUGCUCCUAUAAGAAUCGGCUCGAACCCUGACGGCCACCAGCUCUUCACAGGCCUUCUGCAGGACGUCCGUCUUUAUUCGGUUCGUCUGAAGCAACCUGAGAUCCGUGAGCUGCAUGGUCAGCCGGCUAAGACCGACCUCCGCAACGUGUCCGGAUAUCUGGCGUAUCGGCAGGGGGAGAAGCUCAAAUCGUUUAUCGUGGAAACUCGGGAUGAUCGAGAGGAAGAGGGAGAGGAGGUGUUCUACCUGCAGCUGGUGGCUGUUCAUGGGGGAGCCCGGCUGCCCACGCCCCGUCCCACUGCCAGGCUGAGGAUUAUGAAGAGUGACAAUGCUAACGGGCUAUUUGGGUUCACCGGAGCGUGUAUUCCUGAUGUAUCUGAGGAGGGCUCGACUGUCUCCUGCGUGGUGGAACGAACUCGUGGGGCUCUAGACUCAGUCUACGUAAACUACACAGUGAAACAGCUCGAUGCCCCUGCUGGAGAACCCAACGUCUCGGACUUUGUCAACGCCACAGGCUCCAUCCUCUUUCUCCCAGGUCAACGUUCUGAGGUUUUGAAUUUGCUGGUGCUGAAUGAUGACCUUCCUGAAUUUAAUGAAUACUUCCAAGUGAAGCUGGUGUCUGCCCAGUCAGGUGAUGGAAAUCCAGGUUCUACUCCGACCAGUGGAGCCAGCGUUGAUCCUGACAAUGCUGUUAACAAUGUUACCAUCAAGGCCAGCGACCAUCCUUAUGGUCUGCUGCAGUUUCAGCUUGCACCCAUAACUCAGGAGAUGAUCAGGCCAGCUGUGGAGGAGCCCCACGUCAGCGUGAACGAAGAGGCUGGCGUAGUCAGAUUGCCAGUGGCCAGAGCACAAGGCCUACUGGGAAGAGUAGUAGUGGGAUUUCGAACUGUUCCUAUUACAGCCAUUGGCUCAAAGGACUAUGAGAUCACGGAAGGGUUGCUGGAUUUUCUGCCCGGUGAAAGACUCAAAUAUAUCAACGUGACUAUUAUAGACAACUCGGUGCCAGAGCUGGACAAAGUAUUUAGAGUGGAGCUGUACACCCCACAGGGAGGAGUGGAUCUGUUCUUUGGGAGUGGGGACAGUGGCAGUGCAGAGAGUGAAACUGAAUUCUUCCUUCCAUCCUUUCACUAUCAUCCUGCCAACUUGGGACUGGCAUCUCACAUCACUGUGACCAUCGCUGCAUCUGAUGAAGCUCACGGCAUCUUCCAGUUCAGUCCCGAAUCUCUCUCAGUGAACGGAACCGAGCCAGAAGAAGGACGGAGUACUGUGGUGUUACAGGUUGUUCGGAAUUUUGGAGCUCUUUCCAAUGUGACUGUGUACUGGGAAGCAGAUCAGAGUUCACAAGAAGAGCUUAUCUACAGAUCUGGCAACUUGACCUUCACUGUGGGACAGACCACUGCAAGCAUCUAUCUGUACAUCGCUCAGGAUGACGUUCCUGAACUGGACAAGAGCUUUAAAGUCCGUCUGUUGAACACUUCUCAUGGACGGCUAGGCGGCCAGACGGUCGCCACUCUGACCGUCUUAGCUAGUGAUGACCCGUACGGACUGUUCAUGUUCUCAGAAAGCAGCAGGCCGGUCCGGGUCCCGGAAGCAGACGCUCCGGUCGUCUUGACGAUACAGAGGAGGAAAGGAUUGAUGGGACGGGUACGGGUGACUUACAGGACACUUGGGGAUACAGAUCUACAGCCUUACAUUACACCGGGUGUGGGCAGGGCAAGCGCUGGAAAUGACUUUGUACCCAUUUUGGAGUCAGUAACGUUCUCUGCCAAUCAAAGUGAAGCUAAUGUUACUAUCAGAAUUCUGGAUGACCGAGACCCAGAGAGAGCAGAGGCGGUGUUUAUAGAGCUCAGCAAUGUCAUGCUGGUGGAGGGUGCGCAGACCAGACCAGUCGCUCAGUCACCGCGACUCGGCAUGAGAGACGUCUCCGUGGCUCAGAUCAUCAUAGAAGCCAGCGACGACGCGUUUGGGGUGCUUCAGCUCUCUUCUUCAGCAGUGAGCGUGGCUGAGAACUAUGUCGGACCCAUUAUUAACGUCACGCGCACAGGGGGGAUUUUCGCUGAUGUGUCGGUCAAGUUCCGUGCAGUACCUAUGACUGCAAGGGUUGGUGAGGACUACAGCGUGGCCUCCUCAGACGUUGUCCUUCUGGAGGGAGAGAGCAGUAAGCCGGUUCCCAUCCUUAUCAUUAAUGACUUGGUGCCUGAACUGGAGGAAACGUUCCGCAUUGAGCUCCUAAACCAGACCACAGGAGGAGCCUUCUUGGGCGAGCCCUCUCAGGCAGUCAUCACCAUCUUGCCCUCUGAUGACCCGUAUGGAUUGUUUGUCUUUCAGGCUGGACCAGUUACUGUUGAGGAGCCGAUGGUCAAUGGGUUUGAAGUGUCUUUACCGAUUGUGAGGAAUGCCGGGACAGUAGGUUACGUGGCUGUCCAGUGGAGGGCGACUGUCAACGGUAGAUCAGCAGUCGGUGAUCUCCGGCCUCAGUCUGGUGAGAUCAGUUUUGCUCCGGGUGAAACCAUGAAGACUUUAAGAGUAGAGGUUUUGGCUGAUGAUGUACCAGAAAUUGAAGAGAUCAUCAGGGUGGAGCUUACUGGUGCCACUAAUGGUGGGAGCAUCGGAGCUGAGAAUGCAGUAAACAUUAUUGUCCCGGCCAAUGACAAUCCUUAUGGAAGAGUGCACUUUGAGCAGGUGGUAUAUAGAGUACAAGAGCCUCUGGAGGGAGUCUACGUUGUCAACGUUACUGUUCGAAGAAGUGGUGGUAACUUUGGUCUUCUAGAAAUCGUCUAUAGUACCUUUGAGAUUGACGUGGUCAGUAAUGCUCAGAAAACUGGCCAUAACUUCCUCACGUACUACAAUACACCUGUGUCUGGUGCACCCACCGCCGCCGUCCGAAGCGCGAUCAACAUCACCACAUCCAGGGACCCGCUGAACUUCUGUGCAGCCUUUUGCCUGCGAGAACGAGCCUGCCAGGCCUUUUCUUUCACUAAUACCUCAACUGCAACGUGCUUCUGGGUAACCUCAGGAUCAAACCAAAUUUCUGCUAGUGCCCAAACACUGACUUACAUCAAAAACGCCACGGCUGCUGCUUUCCUCUUCAGCUCACAGGCCACCGCCGGGAGUGACUACGUUACCAUGAUCGGGCAGACCGCAACCAUGCUGGACGGGUCGAGUACGGCCAACCUGACCGUGCCCAUCGUGUCGGACUCAUCGCCAGAAAUGGAUGAAAGUUUUUUGAUACAGAUUUUGAAAGUUAGCUUAGUUAAUAUGACCGUCGCUGGGAAACUCUUACCUACCAUUAUGCAGCCAGACAUAGCUACAGUGACGAUUGGGAUGAAUGGCGAUGCGUUCGGAGUGUUCAAACUGUACAGUAUUAAUCCCAAUGCUACCCGGAAUGGGCUAUAUCUGGAGGUCAGAGAGGAGCCUGGUGCCAGAGUGCUUCUGGUUAUUGAGAGGACAGGAGGGAGUCUAGGCCAGGUUGCAGUGGAGUGGAUGUAUGUUGGCGGCAGUGCCAAACCCAAUGAAGACUUCAGCGGCACAGGGGAGACGCUUAUCUUUGCUGAAGGUGAUGUAAGGAAGACCAUUGAGCUAUUCAUCACAGAUGACACUGAACCAGAAGACAAUGAGACCUUACGUAUUGGUUUGGUGAGGACUGAGGGUGGCAGUCGUAUUCUGCCCAGCUCAGAUAUGGUUACCGUCCUCAUUCUUGGCAAUGACCAUGCGGCCGGAGUGUUGGGCUUCCACCCAGCUUCACGGUCGGUCAUAGUUAGAGAGGGUGAGAGAGUCUCAUUACUGGUGCAAAGAACAGCUCCUGCAGUAGGAAAUGUCUCAGUGGAAUGGAGAAUCGAAGGUCCUCGUGCCUUACUGACCUUUGUGGAGACCUCUGGUGUUCUUUUCUUUACUGAGGGGAUGCUGAAUGACUCCUUGGUGCUGCAGUUAUUGGAUGAUAGUACUCCUGAAGAAAGAGAGGAGUACAAAGUGUCCCUCUCCAACAUUCAAACUAUGGGAGUAACAGCCACUGGUGCUGCUGUUUUGGAUGUUCAAGGCCGGGAAUCAGUGGUCAGUGUGGAGGCCAGUGAUGAACCGUUUGGCAUGCUGAGCAUUGCACCUUCCUCCCUAAGUGUAUCCACUGAGGAGAGAGAUACUACCAUCAGAAUCUACAUUAACAGAGAGUUUGGAGCUUCAGGAUCAGUAAAUAUCAGCUACGAGACGGUGAGAGGGUCUCUGCAGGAUCUGACCAAGACUGAAGGGACACUAGCAGAACCUGAUCAGGAUUUCCAAUACGUCUCCAGCUUUGUAAUCAUGCAGGACGGGCAGACGUCUGUAUCUAUCCCAAUUACUAUCAAAGAUGACGACAUCCCUGAAUUAAAAGAAUUUUUUCUGGUCAACAUAACAUCAGCCGUUCUGAUAUCUACUCUUUCAUCUGCUCCUAAGCUAGAUACUCAGGGGCUGGUGGCAGAAGUUAUCAUCAGUGCUAACGAUGGAAUCCAGGGUAUCAUCAGCUGGCAAAGCACAGAGUAUGAAGUAAACGAGACGAUUGGAAUCAUAACUUUGGUGGCAUAUCGGGAAGCUGGGACGUACGGGAAUGUCUCCCUGUACUUCUAUGCUCAAAAUCUGGAGGCUCACUCAGGCCUGGACUUCAAUGCUACACCGUCUGUUCUUCAUUUCCUGAAUGGGGAGAGGUAUAAGUUUGUCCAGGUGGAGAUACUGGAUGACAUUGUUCCUGAGGGAGACGAGAAGUUCCAACUCAUUUUAACGAACCCAUCACCAGGGCUUCAGCUCGGCAUGAACGUUGCAGCAACGGUGACCAUCCUGGCCAAUGACGAUGGGCACGGCAUCAUUUCCUUCAACAACAGCGAGCACUUCCUGCUGAGGGAGCCCUCCUCAGUGACAGGUCUGGGUCAGAGCGUGGCUACUCUUCACAUUGUACGGAAUCCUCCAGAAGGUGUAUUUGGGACUGUGACUGUACAGUUCUCUAUAACUGAUGUGAAUGGUACUCUUAACACUGAUGACCUGACACCUUCUGAGGGCUUCGUGGUUCUGGAGAAUGGAGUCAGAUAUAAGACUCUGGAGAUCUGGGCAGUUCUGGAUGCAGAACCAGAAAUGAACGAGACCUUUAAAGUCUCUCUGUUCAACCCCACUGGAGGAGCACGACUGGGAGAACCUACAGAGACGUUUAUCACUGUGCUGCAGAACCAGGCUCCACUGGGACUGUUCAGAAUAUUUCCAUCUAGCAACAGAUCUCUGAGCACUUUGACAGCGGAGGAGACCGUUGGCACUGUGUAUCUGACCGUGGCUCGCAGCAACGGUCUGGAUUCUGCGGUCAGCGUGGAAUUUGAGACACGCUCAGACACAGCCCUUGGCAUGAUGGGUGAUUCUUUAUAUCUGGCUGUGUACCAGCGCUUUAGAGAAAUGCAUCCGGUUGGAUGGUGUUCUUUGCGUGGUGGGGAAUCUGCUCUGGUACUGAGCCUAAUGCAGGACCAGGUCACACUCUACUUGUGGCAGGGAGUUUUGGUGCCCAUUCAGAGUGUGAGUGUGCGGAGGCCCAGCUCUUGUGUGGGUUUUAUCGUAAGUGGCUCUACAUAUGUACUACUGGCCCACAGAGACACCACAGAGUCGCCUUCUGCCAACGUCAGCGUGUUCCGCCUCCAGCCAGACCUCAAUCUUACUUUAGAACACACCAGAGCUGUGGGAAGCCAUGAGGUUAAACAUUUCUCUGUCAAGUCUCAGGAAUAUUUCAUUUCUUUGAACCAGGUAUUUGUAUGGAAUGGAAGCUCUCUGAUCCUUCAUCACACCCUGGAGAUUCAGGGCACCACCAUAUCAACUCCCUUUAACCACACAAGUAAGAACAGCCAGUAUUUAGCCACCAGCAGAAACGGAAAUUCAUCCAACUGCCUCAUCUAUCAGUGGGUUAACGGCAUCUUCCAAGACCCUCAACCACUCGCCAUCAGUGUCAAAAUCAAGCAACUAGAGUCCGUCCACAUGGGAGUCGACACGCUCCUGCUAGCUGUUACAGAAGGCCCAAAUCCUACGUGUGAGGUGUUUUUAUGGAAAGCUCAGCAAGCCUUCUUCCAGCCAGCACAGUCUAUUCCAUUCAUAGGUCUUUCCUCAGUCCAUGCCUUCACCCCUUCAUCUGGCACACCACACCUCUUACUUGCCGGGACUAAUGACUCGGCGUUGUACACGUGGAAGUCGCAUCUUCAACAGUUUACUCCAGUCCUGAGGUCCUCACCAGCUCAGACGUUUUUCUAUUUUUCUGUCCUGUUGCCUAAUGCAACAAAGAACCUGAUCGUAUCUACAGGAGGAUCAGACUCCAUCCUGUACGAGCUGACCCCUGUGUCCAACCAGUCCGACUUUGUCCAUCGUUCUGGUGAGCUGUUCUUCCAGCCAGGAGUGAGUGAGUUAGAGAUAGCUGUAAACAUAAUUAAUGAUGAUACCCCUGAAGAGGAUGAACGAUUCCACCUGAGCCUCAAGAACCCCAAAGGAGGAGCAGAGAUUGGCUUCCGAGGACAAGUUACUGUGGUUAUCCCAGCUAAUGAUGAUGCCUAUGGUUUUAUCGGUUUUACCCAGGACUCUGUGUUGUUGGAGGUAGAGGAGUUGGAGAGGGAUAGCCCCAUCUCUCUCAGUGUGGAGAGGAGGAGAGGUAGGUUUGGGAGGCUCACUGUGCGCUGGGCAGCAAAUGGCAGUCUGGAGGACGUCUUCCCCACAUCAGGAGUGGUUACAUUUUCUGAGGGUCAGGCAGUGGCUACUAUCACACUGACUGUAUUAGCUGAUAGAAUUCCAGAAUUAGCAGAGAAAAUCACCAUCAUGCUAACAGACGUCUCAACAGUCGGGGUCCUGGAUCCAUCGAGAAGAGCUGCGAUUGACCCGCAGCGUGCCAGGGCUGAGCUCACUGUUAAAGCUAAUGGUUCUCCGUAUGGGGUGAUCGGAUGGCACCUGGACUCCCAGUACUUUAUCACAAGUGAACCUUCAAGAAACCCAAGCAAUAUCACACUCAGCAUAGUGAGAGAUCAGGGAGCAUCAGGGAAUAUCCUGGUCCAUUAUACAACCAGAGCUGCACUCCCACUGCCACCCAGCAGUCAAGCCAGUGAGGGUCAGGACUAUAUCGCCAAACAAUCUACAGUCAUUAUGAUGGAGAAUGCAACUGUUGCCCUCGUAACCAUCACCAUCUUACCGGAUGAAAUUCCCGAAUUGGCCGAGACUUUUCUGGUGAACAUAACUGGUGUGGAGGUGAUGGGGGUUUCAGCUGGGGCAAGCCUGCCCAGAAUCAGGAGGCCUGGAAUGGAGAUUGCUGAGGUCACCAUCCAAGAAAACGAUGACCCCAGAGGAGUCCUUCAGUUUAACAUUUCUAAGGAUGCUUCUGGAUUUGUGUUUGCUUUUGAGAUUCCUCCACCUGGUAAUGUCCUUCAUCUACCAGUGGUGAGGCUCGCUGGUGUGACCGGUCGGCUGGUUUUGUACUGGGAGACUCAGCCGGUCAGUGCUACCUUUGAGGAUUUUAGCCCAUCUUCAGGCAACAUCACAUUUCAAGAUGGACAGGCAAGCGGGUUGAUCGAAAUCACGAUCGUUGACGACACAAUCGUGGAACCUAUGGAAACAUUUUAUUUGAAGCUGACACGUGUGAUUGGAGGAGCCAGACUAGGAACUGAAUCUUCGGUUCUGAUUAACAUCCCGGCCAACGAUUCACCUCUGGGUCGCUUCGGAUUCGAGAACCUAACAUUUACUGUCUCUGAGCCGCAAUUUCCUGGUGACCCCGCUUCAGUGGCGAAUCUAACAGUGGUGCGCAGUUCAGGUGGUGUGGGUACAGUUGAGCUCAUCUGGAUACUGGAGCAGAGGGGUAGAGAGGAUCUACAGCCUCAUAACGGGACGCUUGUUUUUAAUGGGAAUGAAUCCAGACAGUCUGUGGUGAUCCAUGCUUUGGCAGAUACGGUCCUAGAGGGUGAGGAAAGAUUCACUGUCCAGCUUCUCUCAGCCAGGAAUGAAGCCAUCAUUGACCAAACAAGAAACGUGGCAUCUAUUGUGAUUAGUGCUGACCAUGGUGCACUGGGUUUUGUGGGCAUAGCUGAGUCCUCCAGGAAUGUCCUCAUUGGAGAACCUCAUGGCACCUACAAUGGGACAGCUCUGGUCAGUCUUGUUAGAGGACCAGGCAUUUUUGGUGAGAUUGAGAUAUCAUGGAACAUCGUGCCAGCUGUAGCCACUGAGUUUAUGGAGAUCUCUGGAAAAGUUAUAAUGAAAGAUCAGCAGUCUGGUGCAAUAAUUCAGCUAAAAGCACUGGACGAUGAUAUCCCAGAGGACAAGCGCCUAUACGAGCUGACUCUUACCUCUCUGACUCCCGGUUUAGAGAUCAACCCCAGCAGACAGCGUGCCACCAUCACCAUGGCAGCCAGUGACCUGCCCUAUGGCCUUUUUUCUUUCUCCCAGGCCUUGCUGAGCGCACCAGAGGACGUUGGAUUGGUGAAUGUAACAGUGGUACGCACCAUGGGGGUGCUGGGUAGCGUAUGGAUAAGCUACCAAACACAAGAUCACACGGCAGUGAGCGGUCUGGAUUUCGAGCAGUCAUCAGGCAGGCUGCUGUUCGGCCCGAACCAGAGCUCCCGGUUCAUUACCCUGAAGAUCCUGGAUGACUCCCUGGCGGAAGGACCUGAGCAAUUCUACCUCAACAUCACUCAGGUUCAGCUUGUCAAUGACAGUACACUGGACUUCACCAUCAAGGAUCAAGGUCUGCAAAUUGACCAGCGUCCAGCUAUUGGAAACAUUUCGUCCAUCAUGAUCGACAUCCAGAAGAAUGACAAUGCUGAGGGUGUCCUAGAGUUUGACCCGUCCUAUGUGAACAUUACUGUUGAGGAGGACGUGGGGACUGUUUCUAUCCCUGUCCUGAGGAAAGUGGGUACGUAUGGGCAGGUCGGGGUUGAUUUCAUCUCCAGAGGCUUGACCGCCCAGCAGGGCUCUGAUUACGUCCUGCUUAAUGGCACCAUCGUAUUCGGACACGGCCAGAACCUCGGUUAUAUUAACGUCUCCAUAGUGGAUGAUCUGGAGAGGGAAUAUAUUGAAAGGUUUGAAAUCCAGCUGACCGCUGCCACAGGCGGUGCUAUACUCGGCUCCCGACUUAUCGCCCAGAUCACCAUCGCUAAGAGUGACUCACCCAGCGGACUGGUCCGAUUCAUCAAUCAGAGUUUAAUCUUCGUCCCAAACCCUGACCGUGUUAUGAGACUCAGCCUUGUACUGGAGCGUUUUGGUGGACUGGUGGGAAAUGCCACGAUAACAUGGAACAUUUUAGGUCCAAACUCAAAUGAGGUUUUGCCAGCUGUGAACACAGAUAUUAGUGAACCAGUCGAUGGAUCGUUCCAGUUCAGAGACGGUGAAGGAGGAAUGCGUUCCAUUCAUCUCCAGAUUUUGCCUCAUGGUGAGGUAGAAGUGGAAGAAACGUUUGUGAUCAGACUUAGUAUCUUUUCCGGGGACAUGGACAUUGACCCCAGAGCUGGUUCUGUAACACUUCGGAUUGCAAAGUUUGGGGAUCCGAAUGGUAUAGUGCAGUUCACAGAGCAGGAACUGAAAGAGCGGGUCUACAGCGAACCUGCUGACCAUGAAGGUCCAUUCAACAUCUCCCUACUUAUCACCCGCAGAGAGGGAGUCAUGGGAAACAUCACUGUAUUCUGGGAAAUUCUCAGUGAUUCAGACACUUCAGGUGACUUCGCCGCAAUCCGGGGCUCAACCACUAUCUUGGCUGGCCAGCGUGUGGCAGAGAUCACUCUCUCCCUCCUUCCUGACAGUGUGCCCGAGUUGGAGGAGACCUACACAGUUCGCCUGAUCUCAGUAGAAGGCGGCGCUGAAAUUGAUGCCAACCGCAGCAGUAUCCACCUCAGAGUCCGUGCCAACGAUGAGCCGCACGGCGUGUUUGCUCUUUACACCGAUCGCCAGGCACUACUUGUGAAUGCCACAGACCUCAGUAGGUACCUGGUUCUGAACAUUACCAGGCUGGCAGGACUGUUCGGCCGUGCCAGUGUUGAAUACAGGAUCAGCUAUCCAGCUUCUGGGCAGAGCUUUACUGAGAUCAGAGAUUCCGGCAGUGUUGUGGUUAGGGAUGGAGAGAGGUCUGCCAGUGUCGCUGUGCCAGUUAGUACCCAGGUUUUCUUGGUAACUGGUUUUAAUAUCACUGUGGAGCUGACAAAUGUGAGUCUGAUCGGGACACUUUUUAGCACUCCACCACGGGUGCAGCUGGAUGCCAGGGCUGCUAUUGUGUCUGUGCCUGAGGAGGCUGCCAAUGCUGAGGUGGGCUUUUCCUCUUUGGCCCUGCAGGUGUCUGAUGUCGUGACCGGACGCUGUGAUGCAUUAGUGAGCAGGACGGGUCUCUAUGGUGACGUGAGCGUGCAUUGGAAAGCUGGAUUUCCUCCUGGCCAGAGUCCGUCAGGUUACCAGCCCGCAGUCAUCACCCCCAGCUCAGGCACCGUGACCUUGUUACAUGGCCAGAGAGGAGCGUCUAUAUCUUUUAUGGCUUUGAGUAAUACAUCUGUGCCUGUUGCACAAGCUGUUCACCUGGCCAGCAUAGAAUCCAAGUCACCGGGUGGAGCCAAAUUCAGGCCUGGUCACACCGUGGCGGAGGUGGAGCCGUUAGGUCUUUAUCAGUUCGCUCCAGGUUCUCGGCAUCUCAUAAUUGAAGAGGACGUUCAGACCAUCACGAUCUACAUCCAGCGCCUUUAUGGCUUUCGCACCAACCGCACACAGCUGUACUACAAAUCGUCCCCGGGUACCGCCCAUCCCGGUGAAGAUUUUGUCCCGGUAAAUGAUGGACGCCUGCUGUUUGAUGGCCUGCUAACAUCUGCGUCUAUCAACAUCUCCAUUCUGGAUGAUUCGUUAAUGGAACCCAACGAGACGUUUUAUGUAAACCUGACUGACGUCCGCGUUCUCGGUGCUAACUAUCCGCUGCCUGGUGCGUAUCCACGUAUCGUGUCUGUAAACAGCAUUUCUACCAUCUCUAUUCUCGCCAAUGAUGUCAUCAUAGGAUUCGGAUUUUUGAGUAUCGGCCCUGCUUUGAUCCGCGCUACUGAAGACGGACAGGGAGGGGUGCUGUCCCAAAAAGUUGGCCUGAGAGUGCGCAGGACAGCAGGGCAGAUCGGUAUGAUAAGCGUCCGGGUUCAUGCUUAUGCAGGAGGCUUGGUUUCUCCAGAUCUGCACGGCGCUCCGUUCCUCCAGGAACUCAAUGGGACAUGGGCGAAGGAAGGAGAAGACUUUACACUCCAGUCGCAGGUGGUGACUCUUUUAGAGGGGCAGACGGAGGCUGAGGUCAGCCUCUUCAUUCUGAAUGACCAGGAGCCAGAGGCACAGGAGGUCUUCUUUAUCUACCUGAGUGAGCCUGAGGGGGGAGCACAGCUCGUCAGCUCACCGGAUGAAUUAGGAUUUACUUCUUUUGCCAAAAUAAUUAUCCUCGGAAGUGAUCAUCACAAUGGAAUUGUGGGCUUCACUUUGAGAUCUCAGUCAGGUCAGGUUCUGGAUGAAGAUUCUGACAACAGGACAACCAGACUCUUCCUCCAGAGGCAGGAGAACAGGGCGUUUGAGGAUGUUUUCGUGUACUGGAGGGCCACGUUUAGCCUCACGGCUCAAGCUGUGCUCAGUCAGGGUGUGAAUCUGACCAGAGAACUACAGCAAACCUCCGGCCGGGCUCUGUGCAGCAGAGGAGAGGUGCUGUGCUUCCUUGAUCUGGAGGUCCGACCUGAUCAGGACCCCGAGUUCCAGAUCUGGUUCCUGGUGGAGAUCUAUGAGGUAGGCGAAGGCGCUGCCAUUAAUCAGAGUUCCCGUUUUGCCAACGUGACCAUGCUGGAGAGCGAUGACCCACGGGGGCUGGUGUACUUUGCCGUUGGCUCCCGGCUGCCUGUGGUCACGCUCAAAACUACCAGAGUGACUCUGCAGGUCUACAGGCAAGCCAGUGUGGCAUCAGCUAUCUCUGUGAAGUACCGAAUCCAGGAGCUUCCAAAGGCCGAGUCUGUGGGCCCCACUCUGAUCUGGCCCGCCGUGGCUGGCAUGGACUUCGUCAUGGCUGACGGUGAGCUCACGUUUGAGGUUGGCCAGCAGAACGCCGCUCUGGACGUCACCCUGACACCCAGCGCGGGCUCCUCCAACCCCACGCCCAAACGCUUCCGUGUGCUUCUCUCCGACGCUACCGGAGGGGCGAGGGUUCACCCGGUGUACGGCGUAGCGAACGUGACUUUGGUUGCAGAUACGGAGACGCAGGCUGUGUGGGCACUGCUGGAUCAGCUCCAUCAGCCGCUGGAUGAGACGGUGGUGGACCGUGUACUGCAGGGACUGAUCAAUAAAGUCAGCGUAGAUAUGACACGGGAACAGAUGACCGCAGUGCUGGAUGCGUUGGGGAAGAUCCUGAGCGAGGCUGAGCAGACUCCACUGACAGACAGCAGCCGUGGUUUGACCUACAACCUUCUCUGUGCGCUAUCCAAACCAAGUCGCGCAGACACUCUAGGCUUGAGCCACCUGGCCGGGAUAGCCGAACGCUUUGCCUUCUCGCUGGUUGGUGACGCGCCAUGCAGGACGGAAGGUCAAAGAGGAAAGACCAUCCUUGAUACUUGUCCUUACUUCACCAUCGCUGCCCUGCACUGGUAUCCGACACAGAUCAACGGUCACACUUUUAUAGGCACGAACGGAGACACUUUCACUCUGCCCGAAACCUUGCUGGAGGUGCCAGUAGUGCCAGGGGGUGGCAUUGCUUCCUCUGCCUGCCAGAAAGUGCACUUCAUAGAGUACAGUACCGAGCACUGGUUCCUCACCAACAAAAAAGCCAGUUCUCUGAAUGACAAGAUCUUCUCUGUAAGUCUACAAGGCAGAGGAUCCAGACCUUUAGGAGAGGGUAGAGAGGUGGUGUACCGCAUACACACACCAGACCAACAGGUCAAACCACGCCAGUCAUUGUGUCUUCUCUGGAACCAGGCGGCUGAGAGCUGGCUGUCUGAUGGUCAGUUCUGUCGAGUGCUUGAUGACACUGAGAACUAUGUGGAGUGCGCCUGUUCACAUCUGUCCAUCUACACGGCAUACGCAGAGACGGACUCACUCUCCUCUUACAACAAGGUUUUCUACGCUGCUGGGUUCAUCUGCAUCUCAGGCUUUGCUUUGGCCAUCAUAUCUCAUCUCCUGUGCUCCAGAUUCCCGAUGUUUGCUGCCAAACUGCUCACACACAUGAUGGUGGCUUGCUUAGGCAUGCAGAUAUGCUUCCUAGUUUCAGCAUUUAGGGGGAGAAUGUUCUCCGAGGACAGCUGUGCUGCUUUAGGUCUCUUCUUCCACUAUUUCCACCUGAGCCAGUUCAGCUGGAUGGUCAUACAGGCUGUGAACUUCUGGCAGACCCUGAUGAUGAAUGACGAGCACACAGAAAGACGUUACCUGCUCUACUUCCUGCUGAGCUGGGGGCUUCCUGCCCUGGUUAUCAUUAUUCUUGUCACGGUACUGCUGGGAGGGUACGGCUGGAACAUUCAUGAUGUCUAUGGACUGGUACAUGGCGAUCUGUGCUUUAUCCCAAACAUGUAUGCAGCUCUCUCUACGGCUGUCUUCAUUCCUCUGAGCUGUUUGGUAGGAGUGCUGGUGGUUUUCAUCCACGCCUAUCAUGUCACACAUCAAUGGAAAGCCUACGACGAUGUCUACAGGGGACGUACCAACAGUUCAGAGGUUCCACUGGUGCUGCUCCUGUUUGCCCUGAUCUCACUAGUUUGUCUGUGGGCUGGUCUCCACAUGGCUUACCGACAUCUCUGGAUGCUCAUUCUUCUCAUCAUUUUCAACAUAUUGCUGGGUCUGUACGUGUUUGCUGUGUACUUCCUCAUGCACAACCAGCUGUGCUGGCCGGCAAAGGCUACUUACACAGUAGAGAUGAACGGUCAGGACAGAACCGAUGGGGCGUUCCAGAGCACCGGAGCGGUGACAGUCGGGGGAGGAGAGAUCAGCAAAUCCACUCAAAACCUCAUCAGCGCCAUGGAGGAGAUUUCAGCAGACUGGGAGAGAGCUUCUCUACGGCCCAGCAGUGAAGCUGGCAGUGUGUUCAAAGAGGUUCUUCCAACUGGCACAUAUUCUACUGAGGGCAGCUUUGUUAACACAAACCUCGUCCAGGAUGAGUCACAGGAGUUUGAUGACCUGAUAUUUGCCUUAAAGACCGGUUCUGGUCUUAACCUGAGUGACAGUGAGUCGAUCCAUGGCAGUCAUGACGGUGCGAGUAUGGCCAACUCCCAGAUUGUCGAGCUGAGACGCAUUCCAAUCGCAGAUACACACCUGUAACCUUGCUGUUUUUGUACUGAAACCAAGCAACAGUAUUUUUCUACUGGUUCUGCCUUUGCACUCAAUUUUACCAGUUUCGGUUCUUAGUUUUUAAGCUUUUUUAUACCUGAAAUUUGUCGAUACUUCUGAUCUUUUUAUACAUGUGUAUAUGUGAAUUAUCAGUACUUAAAUUUCGUGAAGUUUUUAAUAGACUGAGAUGUAAAUUGUUGAUUAAGAUGCACACAAGCAGCCUGAUCCUGGAGUUCAGCGGCUUGAUUUGUGUAACACACAAUAAAACUUUCAACAAA
Trichomycterus rosablanca is the source of this 18893-nucleotide messenger RNA. It is a transcript of the gene adgrv1, whose product is annotated as adhesion G protein-coupled receptor V1. The record is from RefSeq and is a predicted model, not a curated record. Gene Ontology annotation, cellular component: membrane; stereocilium; cytoplasm. Bases 1 to 18606 code for a protein of 6201 amino acids. Lineage: Eukaryota; Metazoa; Chordata; Actinopteri; Siluriformes; Trichomycteridae. Gene Ontology annotation, biological process: cellular response to calcium ion; negative regulation of adenylate cyclase activity; cell communication. The transcript has 89 exons. Gene Ontology annotation, molecular function: adenylate cyclase inhibitor activity; G protein-coupled receptor activity; G-protein alpha-subunit binding.